This is a messenger RNA of Myiozetetes cayanensis, 2224 nucleotides long. Its product is annotated as atrial natriuretic peptide receptor 1-like. The record is from RefSeq and is a predicted model, not a curated record. Gene Ontology annotation, biological process: cGMP biosynthetic process; receptor guanylyl cyclase signaling pathway; intracellular signal transduction. Gene Ontology annotation, molecular function: peptide receptor activity; guanylate cyclase activity. Lineage: Eukaryota; Metazoa; Chordata; Aves; Passeriformes; Tyrannidae.
CUCGGUGGCGGAGCAGCUGCAGCGGGGAGGCGGUGCAGGCCGAGGCGUUCGACAGCGUCACCGUGCACUUCAGCGACAUCGUGGGGUUCACGGCGCUGUCGGCCCAGAACCCCAUGCAGGUGGUGACGCUGCUCAACGACCUCUACACCUGCUUCGACGCCAUCAUCGACAACUUCGACGCCUACAAGGUGGAGACCAUUGGUGACGCCUACAUGGUGGUGUCGGGGCUGCCGGUGCGGAACGGGAAGCUGCACGCGCGGGAGGUGGCGCGGAUGGCGCUGGCCCUGCUGGACGCCGUGAGGACCUUCAGGAUCCGCCACCGGCCCGGCCAGCGCCUCGAGCUGCGCAUCGGAAUCCACACCGGUCCGGUGUGUGCGGGGGUCGUGGGGCUGAAGAUGCCGCGGUACUGCCUGUUCGGGGACACCGUGAACACUGCGGCAAGAAUGGAGGCACACGGGGAAGCCCUCAAGAUCCACAUCUCGGGGGUGACCAAAGCGGUGCUGGAGGAAUUCGGGUGCUUCGAGCUGGAGCUCAGGGGGGACGUGGAGAUGAAGGGCAAGGGCAAGGUCAGGACCUACUGGCUCUUGGGGGAGCGUGGGAACAGCACGAGGGGGUGACCCCCCCCCAAAAAACACCCCCCCUGCACCCCAAAAAUCAUCAGCGGACCCCAAAAAUCACCAGCGGACCCCAAAAAUCAUCAACGGACCCCAAAAAUCAUCACUGGACCCCAAAAUCAUCAGCAGACCCCAAAAAUCAUCAGCAGAUCCGAAAAAACAUCAGCAGACCCCAAAAUCAUCACUGGACCCCAAAAAUCAUCAGUGGACCCCAAGAAUCAUCACAGGACCCCAAAAUCAUCAGCGGACCCCAAAAAUCAUCAGAGGACCCCAAAAUCAUCAGCAGACCCCAAAAAUCAUCAGCGGAUACCAAAAAUCAUCAGCAGACCCCAAAAAUCAUCAGCAGACCCCCAAAAAUCAUCAUUGGACCCCCAAAAUCAUCAGCGGACCCCAAAAAUCAUCAGCGGACCCCAAUAAUAACCAAAGGACCCCCAAAAUCAUCACAGGACCCCAAAAAUCAUCACCAGACCCCAAAAAUCAUCAGCGGACCCCAAAAUCAUCAGCAGACCCAAAAAUCAUCAUCAGACCCCAAAAUCACCAGCAGACCCCAAAAAUCAUCAGCGGACCCCAAAAUCAUCAGUGGACCCCAAAAAUCAUCAGCGGACCCCAAAAAUCAUCACCGGACCCCAGAAAUCGUCACAGGACGCCAAAAAUCACCAGCGGACCCCAAAAAUCAUCAGCAGACCCCAAAAUCAUCACUGGACCCCAAAAAUCAUCAUCAGACCCCAAAAUCAUCAACGGACCCCAAAAUUACCAGCGGACCCCAAAAAUCAUCAGCAGACCCCCAAAAAUCAUCAGCGGACCCCAAAAUCAUCACCGGACCCCAGAAAUCGUCACAGGACCCCAAAAUCAUCACUGGACCCCCCAAAAAUCACCAGCUGACCCCAAAAUCAUCAAUGGACCCCAAAAAUCACCAGCGGACCCCAAAAAUCAUCAGCGGACCCCAAAAAUCACCAAAGGACCCCAAAAAUCAUCAGCGGACCCCAAAAAUCAUCAGUGCACCCCAAAAACAUCAAUGGACCCCCAAAAAUCAUCACAGGACCCCCAAAAUCAUCACCAGACCCCAAAAAUCAUCAACGGACCCCAAAAAUCAUCAGUGGACCCCAAAAUCAUCACCAGACCCCCCAAAAAUCAUCAACAGACCCCAAAAAUCAUCAACGGACCCCAAAAUCAUCAGCAGACCCCAAAAAUCAUCAUUGGACCCCAAAAAUCAUCAGCGGACCCCAAAAAUCAUCAGCGGACCCCAAAAAUCAUCACCGGACCCCAAAAUCAUCAGUGACCCCAAAAAUCAUCAACGGACCCCAAAAAUCAUCAGCGGACCCCAAAAAUCAUCACCGGACCCCAAAAUCAUCAGCAGACCCCAAAAAUCAUCACAGGACCCCAAAAAUCAUCAUCAGACCCCAAAAAUCAUCAACGGACCCCAAAAUCAUCACUGGACCCCAAAAAUCAUCAUUGGACCCCAAAAAUCAUCAGCGGACCCCAAAAAUCAUCAGUGGACCCCAAAAAUCACCAGCAGACCCCAAAAUCAUCAUCAGACCCCAAAAUCAUCAUUGGACCCCAAAAAUCAUCAGCAGACCCCCAAAAUCAUCAGUAGAUCCCUUUUGGGGUUU